AUGGACGAAGUUAUGGACGAACUAAUGGACGAAGUAAUGGACGAAGUAAUGGAAGAAGUAAUGGACGAAGUAAUGGACGAAGUAAUGGACGAAGCAAUGGACGAAGUAAUGGACGAAGUAAUGGACGAAGUAAUGGACGAAGUAAUGGACGAAGUAAUGGACGAAGUAAUGGACGAAGUAAUGGACGAAGUAAUGGACGAAGUAAUGGACGAAGUAAUGGACGAAGUAAUGGACGAAAUAAUGGACGAAGUAAUGGACGAAGUAAUGGACGAAGUAAUGGACGAAGUAAUGGACGAAGUAAUGGACGAAGUAAUGGACGAAGUAAUGGACGAAGUAAUGGACGAAGUAAUGGACGAAGUAAUGGACGAAGUAAUGGACGAAGUAAUGGACGAAGUAAUGGACCAAGUAAUGGACGAAGUAAUGGACGAAGUAAUGGACGAAGUAAUGGACGAAGUAAUGGACGAAGUAAUGGACGAAGUAAUGGACGAAGUAAUGGACGAAGUAAUGGACGAAGUAAUGGACGAAGUAAUGGACGAAGUAAUGGACGAAGUAAUGGACGAAGUAAUGGACGAAGUAAUGGACGAAGUAAUGGACGAAGUAAUGGACGAAGUAAUGGACGAAGUAAUGGACGAAGUAAUGGACGAAGUAAUGGACGAAGUAAUGGACGAUGUAAUGGACGAAGUAAUGGACGAAGUAAUGGACGAAGUAAUGGACGAAGUAAUGGACGAAGUAAUGGACGAAGUAAUGGACGAAGUAAUGGACGAAGUCAUGGACGAAGUAAUGGACGAAGUAAUGGACGAAGUAAUGGACGAAGUAAUGGACGAAGUAAUGGACGAAGUAAUGGACGAAGUAAUGGACGAAGUAAUGGACGAAGUAAUGGACGAAGUAAUGGACGAAGUAAUGGACGAAGUAAUGGACGAAGUAAUGGACGAAGUAAUGGACGAAGUAAUGGACGAAGUAAUGGACGAAGUAAUGGACGAAGUAAUGGACGAAGUAAUGGACGAAGUAAUGGACGAAGUAAUGGACGAAGUAAUGGACGAAGUAAUGGACGAAGUAAUGGACGAAGUAAUGGACGAAGUAAUGGACGAAGUAAUGGACGAAGUAAUGGACGAAGUAAUGGACGAAGUAAUGGACGAAGUAAUGGACGAAGUAAUGGACGAAGUAAUGGACGAAGUAAUGGACGAAGUAAUGGACGAAGUAAUGGACGAAGUAAUGGACGAAGUAAUGGACGAAGUAAUGGACGAAGUAAUGGACGAAGUAAUGGACGAAGUAAUGGACGAAGUAAUGGACGAAGUAAUGGACGAAGUAAUGGACGAAGUAAUGGACGAAGUAAUGGACGAAGUAAUGGACGAAGUAAUGGACGAAGUAAUGGACGAAGUAAUGGACGAAGUAAUGGACGAAGUAAUGGACGAAGUAAUGGACGAAGUAAUGGACGAAGUAAUGGACGAAGUAAUGGACGAAGAAGUAAUGGACGAAAUAAUGGACGAAGUAAUGGACGAAGUAAUGGACGAAGUAAUGGACGAAGUAGUGGACGAAGUAAUGGACUUAGUCGUGGACGAAGUAAAGGACAAAGUAAUUGACAAGGUAAUGGAUAAAGUAUUGGACAAAGUUUUGGAGACGGGUAAAACAUGGUUAAGUCAGCUCAUCUCUGCUCUGCUCAAUGAGGACGAAACGACUACAAUGCCGAUGCUGACGCUGAUAUUGCCGGCCAGAACAAUGGCAAAGUGA
Messenger RNA from Stomoxys calcitrans (stable fly), 1728 nucleotides. RefSeq names its product coiled-coil domain-containing protein 1-like. NCBI's taxonomy places the organism in Eukaryota, Metazoa, Arthropoda, Insecta, Diptera, Muscidae. The coding region runs from base 1 to 1728 and encodes 575 amino acids. Gene Ontology annotation, molecular function: RNA binding. The transcript has 2 exons. The record is from RefSeq and is a predicted model, not a curated record.